Molecule: messenger RNA, 9308 nt
Organism: Anolis carolinensis (green anole)
Lineage: Eukaryota; Metazoa; Chordata; Lepidosauria; Squamata; Anolidae
Gene: nebl
Product: nebulette
Exons: 27
Coding region: 107-2992 (961 amino acids)
Biological process (GO): cardiac muscle thin filament assembly
Cellular component (GO): focal adhesion; Z disc
Molecular function (GO): actin filament binding
Source: RefSeq, a predicted model, not a curated record
UAGAAAGAAUAGGAAGAAUGAGAGAAGAGCACUGCUCACAUUCAGAUCAUAAUGCUGUAUCCAGAGCAGACGCAUGGAUAAAGAUGUUCUAAUGAUGUUUUAAGAGAUGGAAAACAUGUUACUGGUUGAUCAAAAAAUGAGAGCUCCAUUUCAGGAAUCUAGAGAGAAUGAAAAUGGGGAAGAAGAAGAGGAGGAAGAAGAAGAUUAUGAUGGAAAGGUAUUUCUUAAGCCGGUUGUUGAAGACAAAAACAUGGAACUUGCGAAAAGAUGUACUGAAAUGAUAAGCAAUGUACAUUAUAAAGAAGAAUAUGAAAAAUCUAAAAGCAAGUUCACAUUUAUACGUGACACCCCACAGCUAAUGCAUGUGAAAAAUCUCUCUGCUUUUAUAUCUGAGGCAAAAUAUAAAGCGAACGCAAAGAAAGAACUUUCUAAUUCACUUUACCAGCAGAUGCCAGCUACCAUUGACAGUGUAUUUGCCAAAGAGGUAAUGCAGCUUCAGAGCAAGGUUCACUACAAUAAGAAACACAUUUCUGAAAAAGGAACAUCAAACUAUGCACAAAUGAAGGAGCCUCCAGAUGUUAAGCAUGCCAUGGAAGUUAGCAAAAACCAAAGUAAUGUUUCGUAUAAGAAAGAUCUUCAGGACAUUCAUAAAUACACCGAAGUUUCAAAGAGACCUGAUGUAGUGAUGGCAACUCAGUUAACAAAGAUAAUAAGCAAUGCUGAAUACACAAAAGGAAGAAAAGAAAUGAGUAAAGAGCCAAUGGUACUUGGAAGACCAGACUUCAACCAUGCUCAAGAAGUUUCCAAAUAUUUAAGUCAAGUUAAAUACAAGGAGCAGUAUAUUAAGGAUAUGAAAAAUUACUGCUUCAAUCCUCUUGAAAGUGCUUCUUUCAAGCAAGCACAACUUGCAUCAGCCUUGGCAAGCAAUGUGAAAUACAAAAAAGACUUGGAAAACAUGCAUGAGCCAACUUCUGCCUUUCCAAAUCUGCUACAUUUAGAGCAUGUUUUGACUGCAACCAAGAUCCAUAGUAAUUAUGAAUAUAAAAGAAUCUUUGAAAAAAGCAAGGGAAUGUACCAUUUUCGACCAGAUACAGCAGAACAGCAACACCAUAAAGAAAAUGCUAUCCACCAAAGUCAGGUUAAGUAUAAAGAGAAAUAUGAAAAAUCAAAAGGAAAGUCUAUGCUGGAAUUUGUUGAUACACCAUUAUAUCAAGUUUCAAAGGAGGUGCAAAGGAUUCAAAGUGAGAAAAUGUAUCGAAAAGAAUUUGAAGAUAAAGUCAAAGGGAAGGCAGCACUGGAUUUAGACAAGACACCAGAAUUUUUGCAUGUGAAAAAUAUUACUAAGCUGUUAAAAAAGAAAGAUUAUAGAAAAGAUUUGGAAGAAGGGAUGAAGGGAAAAGGAAUGACGGUGUUUGAAGAUACGCCAGAUUUGAUUAGAGUGAAAAAUGCAGCUCAGAUACUAAAUGAGAAAGAAUACAGAAAAGAUCUGGAAAAUGAAAUAAAAGGCAAAGGAGUUAGGCUCAUUUCAGAAACUCCUGACAUGAAAAGAGCAAAGAGGGCAUCUGAAAUUGUUAGUGAGAAAGAGUAUAAAAAAGAUCUGGAGACUGAAAUUAAAGGAAAAGGAAUGCAGGUUGGCACAGAUACACCUGAAAUUCAGCGAGCUAAAAGAGCAUCUGAAAUUGCAAGCCAGAAAGAAUACAAGAAACAUCUAGAAAUGGAAAUUAAAGGGAAAGGAAUGCAGGUGGGCAUGGAUACUCCUGAUAUACAACGAGCGAAGAAAGCUUAUGAAAUUGCAAGCCAGAAAGAAUAUACGAAGCACCUGGAGACUGAAAUCAAAGGGAAAGGAGUGCAAGUGGGCACAGAUAUCCCAGAGAUACAGCGAGCAAAGAAAGCUUCUGAAAUGGCCAGCCAGAAAAAGUACAAAAAUGAAGCAGAAAAGAUGAUGUGUACCUAUUCUUCUGUGCUCGACACUCCUGAAAUCAAAAGGGUUAAAGACACACAGAGAAAUAUCAGUUCUGUACUUUAUAAGAAGGGGAUAGGUGCUGGCAUAGCACUAAGCGAGACUCCUGAAAUCGAGAGAGUAAAGAAAAAUCAGCAAAAUAUUAGUGCAGUGUGUUAUAAAGGACAGCUUGGUAAAGCUACUUCUGUGAGUGUCACUCCUGAAAUGGAAAGAGUUAAGAAAAAUCAAGAAAUUAUCAGCUCGGUCAAGUACAGAAGAGAUCAGCAACAAAUGAAAGGUAGACAUAGUAUGAUUCUAGACACACCUGAGCUAAGGCAUGUCAAAGAGACGCAAAACAACAUUUCGAUGAUCAAGUACCAUGAAGAUUUUGAGAAGACAAAAGGUAGAGGAUUCACUCCAAUAGUUGAUGAUCCUGUAACUGAACGGGUAAGAAGAAAUACCCAGGUGGUUAGUGAUGCUGCUUAUAAAGGAGUUCACCCACACAUAGUGGAAAUGGACAGGAGACCUGGAAUAAUUGUGGACCUCAAAGUUUGGCGCACAGAUCCUGGCUCCAUCUUCGACAUUGACCCUUUGGAAGAUAAUAUUCAAUCUAAGAGUCUCCAUAUGCUUUCUGAAAAAGCAAGGCGUUACAAUAAACAACAUUUACAUUCUACCAGUACUUCUGGCGUUGGGGAUGACAAGUCAGAUGGUUCUAUAUUUUCUUAUUCCAGUGAGGUAACAAAGCCAUCUAAUGAAGGAGCCCCUGUGCUUCCUGGGGCAUAUCAACAAAGCCAACCCCAAGGAUAUGGUUACAUGCACCAGACUAGUAUGUCGUCAAUGAGAUCAAUGCAUUCACAGCCACAUUCAGCUAACUUGAGAACAUACAGAGCUAUGUAUGACUAUAGUGCUCAAGAUGAAGAUGAAGUUUCCUUCAGAGAUGGUGACUACAUCAUCAAUGUACAACCAAUUGACGAUGGUUGGAUGUAUGGUACUGUUCAGAGAACUGGAAAAACUGGAAUGCUUCCGGCAAAUUAUAUUGAGUUUGUUAAUUAAUACUCACUAUUAGUCCUUCUCAGUUUUAUUUUGGUUUUAUCUAAUCUUUACAAGAGUAUUUUAAAAACACAUCUUCCUUACUUCCCUAUUAAUGUAUCAAUCUAUGUUCAUAUGCUGAAGUCUACAUACAUGUCCUCUAAGACAUCCAAGAAUCUCCAAGCUCCAAAAGUAUGCUAGUUAACAUGGUCUUUAAAAAUGAACUCUUGAUGGAAACUGGAAACCUGGUGCUUGUAAUCACGUAAAGGUUUCUGUCAAUUAGCUCCCAAAUAUAAUUCUGCCUUUACAGUAGGCUGUAUUUCUCAUUAAAGCUAUAAUCACAAAGCAGCAGAUAUUUUUUUAAUGUGUGACUUUGAAAUUGUGAAAGGCUAUAGCUUGCUGUUAAGAUUUGAGCCAUUAAAAACCCACAUGAACCAAAUUUAUAUAUAUUAUUUUUGUCGUAAUGAAUGAUGUAAUCCAAUGUUGCUUACUACUGCCUGGCAGCCUUAAACAAAAUAUAUCUUGUUCUUAAUGGUGAACAUUUCCUGAUAAACAAUUGUCCAGUCUACUGUAUCUACCCAGAAGUUCCUGUUUGCUCUCAUCCAUAGUGCCAGCUCAUGUCAGUCUUCCUAAACCAACUGUUGUGAAUGAUCCACGAGUUAUGAGAUAACUGUGUUUUUGCACAGCUAAGAGACUAUUUUAGAGUGCAUUUGUUAAUUCCUACCUUUUCUAUUUUGUUAAUUCCAACUUUUUUCUAUUUUCCCUUGUACUAAUGCUGUUUAUAUAGAAAUGAUUAUCUUCAAAGCACUUUACAAAUAACAUUUAUCUCCAAUUUUUCCUUCUGACAAGAAACUUGUCCUAGGAUGUUACAAUACAGUGUCAUGAAAGCAAAUGCUUUACUUGUAACAGUGUAAUGGGUAAUGGAGUUUACAAUAUGAAUGUGAGCUUGGAUUUUGAACUGACUGGCAAGCAAUGUGUGUUUUCUCCACAAAUGAUUACUAGAAGAAAAUAUGAUUAGACUUUUAAUAGAUUUCUAUUCUUGUAAAUACAUAACUCAUUGAAUUGUUCAAUAAGUAAAGCAUGGUAGCCAUUUGAGACAUUUUACUAUCAUAACAAGGUGAGCAAUGCAAAAAAAUAUAUAUACUAUUUUGCACAUUUGAAAAGAAGCAUGCUAUCCAUUCACAUAGUGCUACUAUCUCAACAGCUUGGUUCUAAUCAGCUUUAGAGGAAUAACAUAACCCUUCUGAGAUGUUUAAGACAUUUUAGGACAGGUCAUAUAUAUGGUCCUCAGAAUACUUAUGGCCCUUGAGUAGCUUCCUUGUGGCCUUUGGAUUUUCUGAAGCCCCACAAAUUUUUAUUCCCCCCCCGAAAAAUGUAUUUUUUUCUUGGCAAAAAUGUUUUGUUCUUUGACACAAUUUUGGGGUCCUCCAUCUCAAAGCCGGAAAAAAAAAAUCUAGGCCAAAUAUUAUUAGAAGCACCAAGAAUGUUACUUUCAGUCAGAUAACAUUAUGGCUGUGAUGGGCUAUAGUGGCCUACCUGAAAAUCAGAGGUGCCAAAAAUGGUCUUCUGACCACCAGCUUGUGCCCACCUCCAUUUUAGGACUGGAUGAGAACUGAUAUAGCAUAGUUGAUGAAAGAUGGGGAGAACAAUACUAAGAGAGGGGCUACUCUGUCAGCUUCUCUGGUAUUGAGGACCUUGUCAACGCAUAGAUAACUGGAGAAGAAAGCAAGAUACAUGUUCCUACUGUUUUUCUUUCCUGUGGUUCUGUCACUAUUUUUCCUUCCAUUCAAAUAAAGGGAAGCAGGAAAUGCCCUGUUUCAAUGUCUAUUGUUUCAUAAUGCCAGGAAGAACGUUGCCUGAAGUAGUUUUUAUGUCUAUGGAGCUUUCUGUUUGUGUCUCUAAGGUGGACAUAUCCUCCACCUUACCUAUAACUCUCCUUGAAUGGCUAUUGUCAUGAGUUGUGAAUGAAGAGCCUAAUACAAAUAUUACCUCUCUGACACAAGUUCAAUAGCUAGGUUUCGAUAAGGUAAUAAUACCAAGAUAUCUGUUUGUAAGAACUACAGUAAAAUGAAACAUGAGGCACUGUUUGCAAGUCCUUCUAAAGUAUCUUACAAAUGUGUUAUUAGGCUGGAUAGACAUUUUCUUCUUUCAAUAGAUGAGCACAUUUUUGAGAUUGUUUUUAUCAGGGGAAGAAAACCCAUGGACACAACCUAUUAUUCUUAACCCAGUGAACUUUUUCUCAAAUUACAUAGAAGAACAGAGGUUGGGAAAAUACUUUUGAGUAAACACAACAUUGUUUUGAAUGUCAGAAUUCAUUUUUCAGUCUAGAUAAAUUUCCAAUCCUAAUGAGUAAUGCAUAAAAAUAAAUAUAUUCAGAUACUUUCCUUAUUACAAAUGUCACUGUUUUCUUUUAUAAAUGUAUAAUGCCCUAGGUGUUCUGAUAUGGAAAUACUUUAUUUUCCUACAAACUCUGUUCAAUUUCUGCCACUUGUGAUAAUUUGUCUCUUAUUUUUCUCUGUUUUUUAAAAAAAGAAUGUUUUUUAAAAAAUUAAAAUCAGGUAGGGAAGUGUAAACCCCCAAAAAGAUUGGUAUGUACAUUUGCAUAUAAGGGCUAGAAAAGCUGCGGCUAAUUGAAUGAAUUUCCGAAAUCAGGGGUUCAAUGGCCUGGGUCUAAUAUAGCGGGUCCAUUUUUGUACAUUGUACUUUUUAUUGUCUAAAGAAAGUAUAACCUAACUGCUUUUAAAAAGAUGCAUUCUCAAAAAGCCAGAGUGAUAUUUCAUGAUUAUUUUAGUAAUUAUUAAGGGUGUAAUGAUGUUUUAAACAUGCUUAGUCACUUGUAAGUGCAAAGAUUCAAGACUUCCUUUGCAAUGAAUUAUUCAUUUCUAUUAUUCUGUUUUAUCUAUCAGGGGAAAUAAAUACCUAUCCAGAAGAUUAGUAGCCAUUUUGUCUCUUGGCCGUCUUUCUGUUAGUAGAAGCCCUGCAAUUUCUUCCAUUGGACUCGCCCAGUUCUGGGCAUUUUAGUGUGAGCUGGACUAGCAGGAAAAUCAAAUCAGUGUUAAUAAGAGUCUAGUGGGUCAUUCACUUGUCCUGAAGUGAGACAGAACAAAAGUCUCCUGUGACCAUACUACUUCAAUUUACAUCUAGGGAAUGACUUUGAAUUUGCCUUUGCCACUUCAGUCUAUGGCAUCAAAAAGUGCCAUGAAAGACAAAUGUAAACUGUUAUUUGCAUUGCCACCUCAUUAUUUUUUUUACUUUGUAAAUAGCAUCUGAGGAGAAACAUCAAAAGUCUUGGAAGUGAGGAAAAUGGAAGGCAAAGGGAAGUUUAACUCUUUUAUCUCCUUGUACAGUCCUAGCAAAAAUCUCAUCUCUGAACCAGUAAUUUUCAUUUUGAAGGAGCCUCCCAUUGGUCCCAUUUCUCACAGCCAUUUCCAGAAGCCCCAAGAAUAUUUUCCAUUUCUCUGGAUAUGUUAAAAAUUAAGUAUACUUCCCUCGUGAAGCUUAAUGUUCUCAAGCAAUGAAGUGAUAAUGGCAGUCUUUGGGAUUUGCAUGAUAAAAACCCGAGAAAUGCUAUGGAGUGAGCGUUGCACUGGAGGGAAGUACAGUAAUUGGAUUCACAUGGUUCAAAUUAAAAGAAAGAAUAUGAAUUUCAGAAUUGGUAGGAGAAAAGUAGUGAUGUAGAUAUAUUUUGGCUCUCCAUCUCCAAUAUUAUCUCUGGGUACUAGUAAUGUUUUGCCGAUAAUAAUGGGAAGUACUUAUUUCUAGAAACAAUAUGUGAAAUCAUAUACAAGUUGUCACUUUUGGUAACUGUUACACAUAUUCCUUGUAAUGAUGGUUAACAUGCAGUUAGCACUCUGCAGUAGAAUAGGAAUGGUGAUUUACAUGAUAUGGAUGUAACUAAGACCUAUUAAGGUUAAAAUGUUUUCAAUUAACAGCCUACUGUUAACUGUUGGAUUAACUCUAGUUAAUACUGAAGUAGCAUGCUGGAAGCUGUCAAUGACCCAGAACUUUUAUUAUUUACUAGAUAGGAUAGAGCCAAUAGUUUUUGCUAGGAAAUGCAAAGAUGCCAAAUUAAAAUUGUGAAAUACUGUACAAUGCCUUCUUUAAUCCUCCUCUAUUUGGUUCUCCAAUAUUUCUUCAGUUCAUAAUCUAGGAUCCAAAGCAGUGGCAUGUAUAAAGAGAUGAGACCAGUGUGUAUUAGUCAGAGCUUCACUUGCUCUUGCUGUAUAUGUAAGGCAAUAUACACACAAACACAAACAAAAAUAUGAACUUUUCAGUUUCAGAUUUUUUUUUCUAGAAGUAGCUGCUUCCACCUGUUCAUGAUGGAGCACAUAUUUUUGAUGCUGAAAGUUACAGGUCCAGCCCUUGGUUUGUUAUUACUUUGUGCUUUUGUUUCAGACUUGUGGUGACACUAAAGUGAACCCAUCCUUGAGAUUUCUUGGCAAGAUUUGCUCAGAGGUGGGUUUGCUUUGUCUUGAUUGUGACUUGCCCGAGGUCAUCCAGUGGAUUUCCAUGAUCAAACAAGGAUUCAAACUCUAGUUCCAAAGUAAUAGUCUUGUACUCAAAACACUAUACUUGAGAUCUACCUGAAAGCCUUUAGAAUUUUAGCCAGAUCAGUGUAAUGCCUUGAGCUAGAUAGUGCCAUAGUGCUACAGAGUUUCAUUUUUAUUGGAUGAGGUGUUUCCAACAUAUCUAUGUAUUGACAAAUUGCUGGGAAUAUUAGGAAGUAAUAGGCUAUUUAGAGGUUGUGUAUCACUUAAUUAUGCAAGAUAUCUGCAAGGCGCAAUUCUUGCAGUCUACUUUUUGGCUAACUCCAGCUAACAGUUCUCAGAUUUCUGUCUCUGUUUACUGUUAAUCCCGAAUUUGAACAGGGAACUUGUUUCAGUCUCAUCCCCAAACUCUAAUGAUGACUCAAAACAAUCAUUUGAUUAAAUGCAGGUGGCUUAAUUGUUCAGAAUUAUUGUUAGAAGAGCAAAAGGAAAGGCAUUUCCCCCUUGGUAUUUAUUUUCUAGCUGCGUAUCUUAAAUCAGUGAUGGGGAAAACUGGGUCCCUCCUGAUACUGUGGACUACAGAUUCUACAUUUGUUUACCAUUGACCAUACUGUAAAACAAUGGCAGUCAUAGGCUGAAAGAUCAGACAAGUAAAAUUUCACAUAUUUAAUAUUUAAGUGAAUAUAGUGCCGCCUUCCUGGCUUCAUUACAGACCACAUAGGUUUCCAUUCCCAUAUUUUGUUCUCAUAGGGAUUGGCCCUAAACAGUUUGGGGGGAUUGCAUAGUCCUUCAGAUGUGGUUGGAUUGCUGUUUUCAUCAGUCCUAGCCAUAACCAAAUGCUAGGGGCUGCAGGGUCUCCUUCCAAGCAAUAUUUGGAAGGAGACAUGAUUCCCACCUUUGCCAUUAAGUCUGUUCAAAAGCUUAUCAUUGCUGUUUUAGGUAGACAGAAAAAAAAUGAUAAACUAAUCAAACAAUUUUUAAUGAAGAAGAGCAUACAAACUUUGGCUGAGCACACUAGUCUUUCUGAAACAUGCAUGUUCUUGAUUUGGAUCCAAAACAAUUAAGUCUAUGAGAACUACAAUACUGGAAUCCCUGUGGACAUAGGAAUGCCUGUGGAGACCUGGAACUAUUUUUCUUCUUCUAGGUUUACAUGUACUAAAUUGGGACAUUCAAAGGAUUUUUCAUAUGCCUUUUGCAUCUGUUGAACAGAAAUUGCAUAUUGUAUGUAUGAUAUAAUCAAGUUACUACAUACCGAAACAUAUUAUUUUAGCGAUGUCAUUACGUUACCUAGUGUAUUAUUACAUUCUGUGUACUUCAGCAUUACAAAGUACAAGUUGCUAAAGCAGCAGGAAUCUUUUUUUUUUUAGUUACUGUAUUUUAUUAGCAUGAUGUGGAACUCAUCUACUGGUUUUUGCAAUUUAUAAAUAGCAAAAAAAAAUUAAAUACAUUAUGUGCUGUAGUUUGAUGUAUAUUUUACUUAAAAUCCAUAUUCCUAAAUCAUUUGCAAAACUGUACUUUUAUUUGGAAGUCUGAAAUCAUGAUGGGAACUUUGUUGCUCAUUGGGGGAAAUAAUUUCAAUGGAUUGUAUAAUAUGACAUAAUUUAGCUUUUGUUUUGCAAAUGGAUAACACCAGCUAUUAAAGCAUAUUUUAUGAGAAAUGCUUUAAAUCCUGUUUCUCCCCCUGUACACUGUGAAUCUUGAUGCCUCAGUGGACUAAAGUGACAUUCUGCUGCCUGAAGUUCUAACCUAUGCAACCUCAUUCACGUUUUGGUUGAUGUCAAGUAGUUGUAAAAAUUUACGUACUCAGCGUAACAUACAAUGGCACUGAAAUAAAAUAUUAAAGUUCCAUUUAA